AUGGACGACGAUUACUAUGUUCCACGACCACCUAGUCCCCAGUCGGAUGCCUCUGGCUUAACGUCCGAUGGGGAUGAAGAAAUGACACCGCGGCGGACGUCCAGGAGGGUUCGCUCUCCGUCGCCAUUACCACAUCCAAGAAGAGAUCCAAGAAGAGCUUACGUCGAAACGGAGGUUGAAGAAGACAACGAGGCCAGUUACACGGACGAGGGCGAGUGGGUAGAGGUAGAACCAGAAGAAGACGAAGAGGAGGAGGAGGAGAUGGAAAUCGAGGAAGAGGAAAUCUUGGAUGCGGCACCAUCCGAACCAGGAUCAGAAGAGGCAGAGUCGGAUGGCGGCAUGCCCCCGCCUUCAAUACAACUCAUGCGAAGAAAUCCCAGUGCAAUUGAGGCGCACCCACAACGCUCUAUUCGCGCGGAGCGAUACUCGAAUCGCCUCCGGCAGUGGCGGCCGACGUCGUUUUGCGCAGGAGGGGUAAGGGAGCCACUCCCACCGGUGCUACGCGUUGUAACGUGGAACGUGGACUUUGCGAGCAAACAUUCCAAGGAUCGACUCUCGGAGGCAUUGCAUCACAUCAUGGAAGAUGUUAUGCAUUGCAAUAUCGACCAGCGGCCGGAUCCAUGUAUCAUCAUGUUGCAGGAGGUGCAUCAGAGGGCGUUCUCUCUGCUACAGGAGCACUCGUGGGUCCAACGGUACUUCAUCAUUAUGCCUGGUGGACCACAUGUCUGGGGGAAUUGUCCCUACGGCAUCGUGACACUCGUGUCGCGCACAGUGCCACUCGUGGACUCGUUCGUCAUCGAUUAUCCAGGAUCCCUCAUGGGCCGACAGGCACUCGUAGCAGAGAUCAAGCUCGGAACCCCCGCAUAUAAGCUGCGGAGACAACUUGUUCCAUCGCAGAUGCGCACAUUCCGCAUCGCGAACACCCAUCUGGAGUCGUUGCCCUCCGGCGGCCCACAGCGUCCGGAGCAGAUGCGGAUGGCGGCGGAUAGUCUGCGCGACGAGGAAGUAUGUGGCGGGCUGGUCUGUGGGGACAUGAACGCCAUCCUUCCGUCGGAUGAGAGCAUCCCGGAGGACGCUGGUCUCUGGGACGCGUGGACGCGCGACGAGGGCGACGAGGGCGACGAGGAUGGGUAUACGUGGGGGUAUCAAUCGCCACUACAGGACCAGCAUUUUCCGCCAGGACGUUUGGACAAGGUUCUUUUCACAGACGGAGACGGUUUCUCGGUCGAUGUUCCUGAGCGGAUCGGGGUCGGGGUGAGAGCUAAGUCAACGCGGAGCAACAUGUUCACCGAGAGGGGCACAGAGGAGUUGUCCGCAAGGGAGAAGGUGGCUAAUCUUGUACUCGGCGUACAUGCUGCGGGCAUUGAGCUGGGAGAAGUUGCCAGGGGUGGAAUUCAUGUUAUGCAUGGAGCAGGCAAACACGACACUGCAGCAAGUUCUGCUGGCUGCUGGUCGCCAAUGGUCUCCAGACGAACCAAGACUGGAGUAGAGAGGGCGUCAGAUAAUCCGACGGUGACGUUCGCGGGGGACAAGACAAGCGAAGCGAGACGGCCAGCGUCGUUCAGUGUGAGCCCGUCCUCGUCUCCUGGUCCGGAGGAACUAAGCGUCCACAAUGGUGCUGACCCCAACGGUACCCCCAUCGAGAACUUGCCUACGCAGUCUAGCACUUCCUACACCUGGAAUGUCAACGUUGCUCAGGGAACUUCGAUUGGUUUCACUAUCCGCGACAGCACUGGUACGACUGCCCAGACUUCUGCUUUCUCUGUCCAGGGCGGCGGUCCCUCUGACUGCUUGAACGGUUCGAGCUCCGGUGGAUCUAGUGGAUCUUCGGGUAGUUCCUCUGGUUCGUCCAGUUCUAGCACUGCGUCUGCUACCUCUUCCGUGUCUGCUACCUCUUCUGUGUCUUCUGCGUCGUCCUCUGGGUCUGCGUCAGUAACCACUCCUGCAGGUUCUUCCUCUGGCUCCGGCAGUUCCUCCGGGAGCUCCACUGCCACCUCCGGCUCUUCUUCACCCAGCUCCACCGGUGGCUCGACUGGUGCUGCCACCAUGAACGCCGCUAGCAUGGGUGCUGCUGGUAUCGUCGGCGCUGCUGUCGCUGCCCUCCUUCUCUAA
Coniophora puteana RWD-64-598 SS2 is the source of this 2112-nucleotide messenger RNA. RefSeq lists its product as uncharacterized. Gene Ontology annotation, biological process: double-strand break repair. The record is from RefSeq and is a predicted model, not a curated record. The transcript has 9 exons. Bases 1 to 2112 code for a protein of 703 amino acids. Gene Ontology annotation, molecular function: 5'-tyrosyl-DNA phosphodiesterase activity; single-stranded DNA binding. Lineage: Eukaryota; Fungi; Basidiomycota; Agaricomycetes; Boletales; Coniophoraceae. Gene Ontology annotation, cellular component: cytoplasm; PML body.